CUUCCGUGGGUGAGAAAAACCAGAGACUAACGUCGGAAGAGUUAGGAUAGUAGGAUACCGAGGGAGGAGGAACGACGGAGAUCAGUGAAACGAACCUGUUCGUUUCUGCGACAUAUUGCAAUCGUCGUUCAGAAGGAGAGAGGGCUAAGAAAGAAGGAAGAAAAAGAACGGACAAAGUUGUUGAUUGCAUCUCGUCGAAGAACUUCUGCCGGUAGGGAGAGACGGAGUACUUGGUGGUGGGGGAAAGGGUAAACUUUUAUUGGUUGUGUUCCAUUUCUAGGGUUUUAAAAGGACAAUGGACACAGUUCAGCCAGCGGAUACUGUGAUGGCGGAGGCUACGCACCCACCGGAGCCGCCUCCCCAGACAGGGAUUACUCAACCCGGAAUCGACAAUAUCCCGGCGACCCUGAGUCAUGGUGGACGGUUUAUACAAUACAACAUAUUUGGCAACAUUUUUGAGGUCACCGCUAAAUACAAACCUCCUAUCAUGCCCAUCGGAAAGGGAGCCUAUGGUAUCGUAUGUUCAGCUUUGAAUUCGGAGACAAACGAGCAAGUAGCAAUCAAGAAAAUCGCUAACGCGUUCGACAACAAAAUUGAUGCAAAGAGGACUCUUCGCGAGAUAAAGCUCCUUCGUCACAUGGAUCAUGAAAACGUUGUAGCAAUCAGGGAUAUAAUACCACCAGCUCAAAGGGAGAUUUUUAAUGAUGUUUAUAUUGCAUAUGAGCUGAUGGACACUGACCUGCAUCAGAUAAUUCGUUCCAAUCAAGCAUUAUCUGAGGAGCACUGUCAGUAUUUCUUGUAUCAGAUCCUCCGUGGACUGAAGUACAUACAUUCCGCCAAUGUUCUGCACAGGGACUUGAAGCCUAGCAAUCUCCUCUUGAAUGCUAACUGCGACUUGAAGAUAUGUGAUUUUGGGCUUGCUCGUAUAACCUCAGAAACUGAUUUCAUGACGGAAUAUGUCGUUACAAGAUGGUAUCGGGCACCGGAGCUGUUGCUAAACUCAACGGAAUAUACUGCUGCAAUUGAUGUAUGGUCGGUGGGCUGCAUUUUCAUGGAGUUGAUGGACAGGAAGCCUUUAUUUCCUGGCAGAGAUCAUGUGCACCAGCUGCGUUUAUUAAUGGAGCUGAUUGGAACCCCAACUGAGGCUGAUUUAGGGUUUGUGAAUGAAAAUGCAAAGAGAUACAUUCGGCAACUUCCUCGUCACAUUCGACAGUCAUUUAGUGAAAAAUUUCCACAUGUUCACCCUGCAGCUAUUGAUCUAGUUGAGAAGAUGUUAACAUUUGAUCCUAGGCAGAGGAUCACAGUUGAGGAUGCACUGGCACAUCCCUACUUAGCAUCACUUCAUGACAUCAGUGAUGAGCCUGUCUGUUCGACUCCAUUUAGCUUUGACUUUGAACAGCCUACACUGACAGAGGAGCAAAUGAAGGAGUUCAUUUACAGGGAGGCUUUAGCAUAUAACCCUGAGUUUCAGCAUCAUUUAUGAGUCAUCAUGUCCUCUCAGUGCUCCUCCAUAUGGUCCUAGCUUCUUGUAUGUUGUGCAAUUGAUUUCUUGAUGUAAAUAUGUGAUUCACAUCGUGGUUUGCCCUGAAAUUAUAUAAUCUCAUGAUGGGCAUAAAAUUUGAAGAUUCAUAGAAUUGCAGGGUGUGUCUGUAUGGAGGUGCUUGCAUUAUAUUACUACAAUUGGGAAUCCCUUUAUGUUGACAGACUUUGAAGCUCAAUUGUCACCAACAUAGAAAUUCCUAGUUAGAACGACUGCUAGGUAUCAUUUGAUUUU
Molecule: messenger RNA, 1774 nt
Organism: Telopea speciosissima
Lineage: Eukaryota; Viridiplantae; Streptophyta; Magnoliopsida; Proteales; Proteaceae
Product: mitogen-activated protein kinase homolog MMK1
Exons: 6
Coding region: 296-1483 (395 amino acids)
Biological process (GO): protein phosphorylation; intracellular signal transduction
Cellular component (GO): nucleus; cytoplasm
Molecular function (GO): ATP binding; MAP kinase activity
Source: RefSeq, a predicted model, not a curated record